Messenger RNA from Symbiodinium sp. CCMP2456, 194 nucleotides. Lineage: Eukaryota; Dinophyceae; Suessiales; Symbiodiniaceae. The record is from the annotation of a GenBank genome assembly.
AUGCUGCUGAGGAAGAAGGCCUCUUCUACCGUCCUCCAGGGAAGGGCCGACCGACCCGGUCCGCAGGGCGCGGCCAACGCGCUUCGGGCGGCCGGGAAGGUGACAGAGUCUGGCUUGCCGUCAGCCGUGGAGCUCGCGUCUGCAGCCACCAGGAUCUGUGGGGAGCUUUCGCAGCAAAACUUGUCCAACAGCUU